CUCAGAAAUGGAUAUUUGUGGGUUACUUUGAAGAGUUGCCCGUUUGGUGGCCAUUUUCGGAGAUCGUGUCCACCACGGUCGCUGUCUUCACACACCCCUGUCUCUGGGUUCGCCCAUGCAGGACUGUCUGUGGUGGUGCUGCUGCUGCUGUCGUAGGGAAAAAGAGCAGGCGCCUCAUGCCGUAGACCAGCCGCCCCUCCGAGCCUCUCCGCGCCCCUGAGCCCGCACGGUGACCCGGGAAUAGCUGGUAGAAUCAAGGCAGGCUGUUUAACCGUUAGUCAGGUGUUGGCUUUCUACUCUAAGUUAUCUGUUCGGCUACAGUACGGUAGUGGAGCACUAAUGGACUCCAGAGACACAGCCCCGGAUAGCUGGGAGCAGGAGGACGAUGUGGAGGCCCCGGACACGGAGCUGCAGUCCGCCUUCACCGGCCUGAACGUCAACGCUCCUGAGUUCGUCCCUUCCUUCAUCCCCAGAGGAAACGCUGGAAGCGCUGGGCAAGACGGUACAGAUGCAGUUGCACACAUGGAGAUUUCGGAACCAGCAGCUGCUGUGGAGAACGGAGAGACUGAUGCCAGCACAGCGGAGACAUGGGAAGAGAAGGGGGAGCCAGAUGAGGUGGAGCCUGGAGGCGGACCCAUGGAAGAAUGUGGAGCUCUUGGGGAUGAGGCCCAAGAUGAAAUGAUGGAGGAGGAUGAAGAAAUGCCUGUUCCCAAACUGCCUCCUCCUCCCCCAGAUGCCCCCAAAAAGGAGCAUGUUAAUGUGGUGUUCAUUGGACACGUGGAUGCAGGAAAGUCAACCAUUGGUGGUCAGAUAAUGUAUUUGACAGGAAUGGUGGAAAAAAGGACCCUGGAGAAAUAUGAAAGGGAAGCGAAGGAGAAGAACAGAGAAACAUGGUAUCUCUCCUGGGCAUUAGACACAAACCAGGAGGAGAGAGACAAAGGGAAGACUGUGGAAGUAGGAAGAGCCUAUUUUGAAACAGAGAAAAAGCACUUUACCAUCCUGGACGCUCCCGGCCAUAAAAGCUUUGUACCCAACAUGAUCGGUGGUGCCUCACAGGCUGACUUGGCAGUGCUGGUUAUCUCUGCCCGAAAAGGGGAGUUUGAGACAGGCUUUGAAAAGGGAGGUCAGACCCGUGAGCAUGCUAUGCUGGCCAAAACUGCUGGAGUCAAACACCUGAUAGUUCUCAUCAACAAAAUGGACGACCCUACUGUGAACUGGAGCUUGGAUAGAUAUGAAGAAUGUAAAGAAAAAUUAGUGCCAUUUCUAAAGAAAGUGGGCUUUAACCCAAAGAAAGACAUCCACUUCAUGCCCUGCUCUGGGCUAACUGGAGCCAACUUAAAGGAACCUUCAGAUCUCUGUCCCUGGUACACGGGGCUACCAUUUAUUCCACAUCUGGACAGCUUGCCAAACUUCAACAGAUCAAGUGAUGGUCCUCUCAGAUUGCCCAUUGUAGAUAAGUACAGGGACAUGGGCACUGUGGUCCUUGGAAAACUGGAAUCAGGAACUAUAAGCAAAGCACAACAACUCAUCAUGAUGCCAAAUAGGCACACUGUGGAGGUGCUGAGCCUGCUGUCUGAUGAAGUAGAGACGGACGAUGCAGGGCCUGGAGAAAACCUGAAACUGCGCCUCAAAGGCAUUGAAGAGGAGGAGAUUCUGCCUGGCUUUAUCCUAUGCAAUCCUGAAAACCUUUGCCACUCAGGGCGCACGUUUGAUGCACAGAUUGUCAUUAUUGAACACAAAUCCAUUAUAUGUCCAGGUUACAACGCAGUCCUACACAUCCAUACCUGCAUAGAGGAAGUGCAGAUAACGGCCUUAAUCUGUCUGGUGGACAAGAAGACGGGAGAGAAGAGCAAGACACGCCCUCGUUUUGUCAAACAAGACCAAGUAUGCAUUGCCCGUCUCAGAGCGGCGGGAACCAUCUGCUUAGAGACGUUUAAAGACUUCCCACAGAUGGGUCGGUUCACUCUGAGGGAUGAAGGUAAAACUAUUGCUAUUGGCAAGGUGUUGAAGUUGGUACCAGAGAAGGAGUAACUGACGUCAUAUAGACCCUUCUGCUGCUCUCUGGAUCGAGGAGGAGGAUGCAGCGGCCUUCCAACCGGAUUCCUCCACUCUGCUCCAUUCUCUUAUUUGCAGAUAAAUCUAAAAGUAAUAAGAGAAAUCAGUUUGAAAAAGGACAAUACGAGAAUAUGUUUUAGAAAGAACAAUAUUAUAGAAAAAAAGCUCAGUGUGACAGCUUUCUCAUAUUGAGAGCUCAGCUAUGCCACUCAUGUAGCCCCAUUUUAAAAGCCAGCCCCCUUUCCACUGGCCUAGAUUUAAUGAUAAAAUUGAUGCAGUUUUGUUUUAAACUUCUGGCUUUUUAACUGCCUUCUAGUUUAAAAAAACUUAUUUUAAUAGUUACUUUGUUAACAGUCCUCAAGCAGCCUGAAACUGGUCAUGUAAAGAAUGGGGAUUUUUUCUAAAGGAACCUCCGAAUGGUCACUAGGAUCUAAGCUCAUGUUGACAGUUAAAUAGGGGGUCUCUGCUCACCCUGCCCCUGUUGACCUUACCAGAAACAGGCUCCAUGUGCUUAAUAAUCAGUGGCCAACGUUGCCUUCUUUUCAGAUACUGUGAUGAUUUACGGUUUCAGACUGGCUGUGGACAGUGAGCACAGAAACUGCAUGGAGCCCUUGAAAAUGUGUUUAUACAGGUAGUCACAUCUGAGUCAUUUUCAUCCUCUUCUCGAUCGGAUUUUCAGAAACAUCAUCACAUCUGUGGUUUGGACCAUGUGCAUGCAUUUCAGUCAGUGAUCAGAAAGUGGUGUUUUAUAUAAACCCCCAGAUCCAAUCAACUAUUAACGAUCAUUAUCAGCUGCUGUCUGAAUGUAGCCAAUCAGAAUCACACUCACGACAAAGACCACGCACAUUAUAACCAGAAAUGACUUACCCUAAAGAAAUAGAGAGACAAAAAACACUCAAAUACAAAAUAACUGUGUUGGGUCACACAUGCCUUUCAGGAUCAUGCUCCUGUUGGAAAGGUCACCGUUAACCUUCCUGAAUAAUAAAAUCAUAAAUUGGUCAUCUCA
Molecule: messenger RNA, 3061 nt
Organism: Astyanax mexicanus (Mexican tetra)
Lineage: Eukaryota; Metazoa; Chordata; Actinopteri; Characiformes; Acestrorhamphidae
Gene: gspt1
Product: G1 to S phase transition 1
Exons: 14
Coding region: 340-2031 (563 amino acids)
Biological process (GO): translation
Cellular component (GO): translation release factor complex
Molecular function (GO): GTP binding; translation release factor activity; GTPase activity
Source: RefSeq, a predicted model, not a curated record